ACAGACGCGUUUGGGAUUCAACCGGUGUCUCCAUGUGUGAAAGCGAUGGAGGGCGGAUAACACAGUGAAGGGUCCUGUUGUACUGUAUUUGGAUUGGUUUUCAUCUUCAGUAUGAAUGUGUUCCUCAUGAGGUCAGGUGAGAUGUUCAGGUUUGCUGCCAUCUUGGGGAGAUUUGCAAGGCUUAACCGGAACAGGACCGCCGUCCAGAUUCACAAUUCCACAACGCCAUGUUUAGUGCGCACUGGGAGGACGUUACAAGUCGCGGCGUUUCACAGCGUUAGAUGUUUCUGCCGACAAGAAACCCGCACGUUGAGUUACGACGAGCGGACGGAGAGUCUAACCUUAAGCCUGCGAGGUCCUGACCCGGCAGCCUCGAAGAUGGAACAGAGACCCACGUUCUACCAGGAGCUCCAGGAGUGCGGGUCGCCUUCGGACGUGUUGGAUCUGGUGGAUCGGUGCGGCGUAGAGCACCGGUGCAUCAGCAACAGCUUGACCCGGAUGUGGCACACGACCAAGAAGAUGUCAGAGGAGCAACGGCGCUGGGAGCUCCGGCUCAUGGCAGAGCACCCGGCUUUCGAAAAGCUGUGCCACAGUGCCAGGACAAACGCGCCGCGCAUGCAUUGCCACAGCCUGGCGUUCACUCUGCUGGGUUUGGUCAAGCUCGGAGUCUCUCAGAGCAGCCUCGUGGUGCAGACUCUACUCCGUGUCAUCCAGGAACGCCUGAACGAGUUCGAAAACGAGAAGGCGCUCUCGGUCCUGGCUUCCUGCCUCUCGGAGAUGGACAGCAGCAAAAACGCCGAUGCGCUCAAACAGGGCUUAAAGCUUAUACUGGAGGAUCGGAUUCCUACCAUCCAGAGCGUGAUGCUUCUACACACCACCAUGCGCCUGUUUGGGAAAGACGCCUCGCCGGCCAUCAAGCAGAAGCUGGAGAAGCAGGCCCUCUCUAUGGCGGAUCGGUUCACGCUGCUCAACGUGCAGUACAUGCUGGACACGCUAGCCGUCAUCCGCCUGAACUCCAAACCGCUGCUGGACGUCUGCAGGAAGAAGCUAGCGGAGAACGUGCACAGCAUUUCCUUCACCAGGCUGAUGGCGAUUCUGAAGUCCUGCAGCGAUCUCCGCUACAGGAACCUGCAUCUCUUUACAUCCAUGUCCGAAUACCUGGCCAGCACACUCCCCAUGUGGAGCAACAAACAGGUGCUGCUGAUACUGUUGGAGUUUAAGAGACUUGGGUUUCGGCCCGUCGCUCUGAUGGACGCGUUUGCUGAGAGAAUCGUCCAGAAACCGGACAGCUUCACGCUCCGGGACCUGCAGGGUGUUCUGAAGUCCUACUCCUUCCUCAACCACCAUCUGAAGGAAAAUCAGCAGGCAUUUCUGGAGAGUGUGACGCACGGCUUGCAGUCCUACCUGCCCAAGAUGUCCAGCACAGACCUGCUGAAAGCCAUCAGCUGCCUUUGUGUGUUCGGACACUUCCCUCAGGCUCCCCUGGAGAAGCUGCUCCGAAAGGAAGUUCUGGAUGAGCUGCUAAAGGAAGAAAGUCCAUUUUCUGCGCAACAGGAACGACUGCUGCGGACGUUGGAUCUGUGUUUGCGCCUGGAUGAUCCCGCUCUCCCUCCCUCCGUCUCCUCCAUCCCGCACCUCCACCACUCCCCUCCGCAGCGUCGGCCCAUCGACCCCGUGCUUCUCGUCGCUCUGAAGAACCUGCUCGGGGAGGACACAGUGAUGGACUCCGUCGUGGAAGAGGGUCACUACUUCAUCGACUUUGUGGUCACACUGCCUCCGAACACAGACGAAGAGCAAAGCUCGAGGAUUGCGUUGCUCUGUGCCUCCCCAACCUCGUUCUGCUUUGGUACGACUCAUCCCGUCGGCGCCAUGGCGCUAACCGUCCGCCACCUCAAGCUCCUGGGUUAUGAACCGGUCCUGGUGCCGAUCCAGGAGCUCGUCUCUCAGAGCGCCGAGGAGAGGACUGACCUGCUGAAGAAGUUCAUUUUUCCCGAACAAGAAAAGUUCAAAAGUGUCCAGGACUGUGAAGUGAAAUAAUUAAACAUGUAGCGUCUUCUUUAA
Messenger RNA from Ictalurus furcatus (blue catfish), 2061 nucleotides. RefSeq names its product FAST kinase domains 2 (gene fastkd2). The coding region runs from base 112 to 2037 and encodes 641 amino acids. Gene Ontology annotation, cellular component: ribonucleoprotein granule; mitochondrial matrix. Lineage: Eukaryota; Metazoa; Chordata; Actinopteri; Siluriformes; Ictaluridae. The transcript is spliced from 12 exons. Gene Ontology annotation, biological process: mitochondrial RNA processing; regulation of mitochondrial mRNA stability. The record is from RefSeq and is a predicted model, not a curated record. Gene Ontology annotation, molecular function: RNA binding.